AUGAAUAAACCUAAUAAAAUCAACAAUACACAACCACCAGAACCAUCAACUAAUGUUUUAUAUUUUACUGAUACAUCAGUUACACCUAAAAUGUGUAAAAUAUCUAAAAUGCUAGGUGAAAUUAAAUUACGUGAUUUUAAGAAAUUAUUUGAUAGACCAUCAAUGUAUAGAUAUCAUUUUAAAGCUUUAGAUCCAGAAUAUGGUACUGUUAAAGAAGAGAUGGCUAAUGAUGAUGAUAUUGUACCAGGCUGGGAAGGUAAAAUAGUGGCAUGGGUAGAGGCUGAUUUACAAACAGAAUGUUAA
Lottia gigantea (owl limpet) is the source of this 303-nucleotide messenger RNA. RefSeq lists its product as hypothetical. Gene Ontology annotation, cellular component: cytosol. NCBI's taxonomy places the organism in Eukaryota, Metazoa, Mollusca, Gastropoda, Lottiidae. Gene Ontology annotation, biological process: canonical Wnt signaling pathway. Bases 1 to 303 code for a protein of 100 amino acids. The record is from RefSeq and is a predicted model, not a curated record. The transcript is spliced from 3 exons.